AAGCGUCCUGUCAGUAGCUAAACAGCUGAAGGUUCCUUCUCAGACACAUGUAGUGAAACACAGACAGUUUUAUCUCAUCAGAUCAGAUUAGAGGCUGUGGACGUAACAGCAGCGAGUGGAUUAGUGGUCGUCCUCCUCUGUGUCAGGUGCAGUAUCUACAUCUACACUUAAAAGGAGAGCGAGCUGUAAUAACAUGGUAACAGGCCACGUGUGUGUUCACUGGUGCAGAGGAGCGAGCAGAUGCUUUAUUUAAUUAGCUGAAUGUGGUGACGUCGGACGCUGUCGGAUCCGACAGGAAGCAGACACAUGCAGUUCAGGGUGAUGCUGCUUCUGUCUGUUGUGUCUCUGCACGCUUGUGCUUCUACACCUGCAACAGCCUGAAGGCCGGAGGAUGAAACAGGAAAUCACUGGAAUGCAGCUUCACACCGUUUGAUCCACAGCUCGUCGUAUUCUGGUUUCUGCUCCUGUGGACGCGAGGACCGACUCAGGCGACACAGCUCGUCUCAGCGUGAAGACAAACUGUUCUGUGACGAUCAGAGACCUCAGACAGAGCGACUCAGGUGUUUACAGGUUCAGCUUCAUCACAAAGCGCCCGGGGGGAGUUUUACUGGAGAACCUGGAGUCACGUUGUCUGUCCCGUAAACAGCAUUAUUAUUGGUCAAUGACUCUUCUAGGCUGCGUUCAUGAAGGUUUCCGUGUUCCCCUCUUUCAGAUCUGCAGGUGCAGGUGAUCAGAUCCCAGCUCCAGCAGGAACCGACCGGCAGAGCUGAAGCGUCAGAGCUGCUCCCGAUCGCACGACUACAUGUGGUGCAACCAGGGCCAGACGCCUCAAAGGUCAUCACCUCAGUAUUCACUCACAUCCGUCCCACAGACAGAUGUUCCUGUGCUGUAGCAGGACAUGAGAAGCUUCUGUCAUCACUGACGUCAGAGCUGAAGAUGGCGGCAAAUGUUCCUGUGAAGCCUGGACCAGUAGAGGGCGACGUCGCAGCACCGUCCACCUGUCGCUAGCUGUGGGUGCGGCUUCAUCUGACAGAUGUUAGCAGCUGGUGAGAAACCACUGACCUGCUCCAACUGCAUGUGGGUCGUCUCUUCUUCUUCUUUCUGUGGUUCAGGGUCAGAAAGGCUGGAAAGUCACUUACAGCUCUGAUGUCUGUGUCUCAGAAGGAUCAACGGUGGAGAUGCGCUGCACCUACACAUACCCAGACCCACAACAUUCUAGGGUAGAAGACAAAUUCUGGUUCACUAGAGUUGAGGGAUAUCGAUAUGUGGAGCUGAGAAAAGCCUCAGUGUUUGCAGGUCGUCUCCAGGAAUCCUGUAAUAGAAACAGCUGCAGUCUGAGAAUCACAGACGUGAGACAGAGCGACGCAGAUGUUUAUUAUUUUAGAUUCAGCACAAACCAGUAUAAAGGGAGAUUUACUGGUGAACCUGGAGUCACUUUAUCUGUCAAAGAUCUACAGGUCGAGGUUCAAAACAGUAACAAGCUCCAGUGUUUCAGCAGCUGUCGUCUCCCUGAUCAUUCGUCCUUCAUCUGGUACAAGAACGGACACAAGAUUUAUGGAAACCAGAAAGUAAUAUAUGGAUCUUCCAGUUCAGCAGACAGUUAUUCCUGUGCUCUCAGUGGACGUGAGGAUUUCCCUUCUGCUUCAGUCUGUGUCAGUGGUCAAACCUGCAACAAGUUGAUUUACACCGACAGAAGCAUCUGCGCCGUCAAAGGAUCAUCAGUGGAGAUUUCCUGUACUUAUAACAGUCAUAGUGGAUCCAUCACCUCUAAGUUCUGGUUCCGUUCUGACCGUAGUGGUCAGAGUCCUUCACAGCCUCAGGACCUUCGUACAGACGUCCAGUUUACAGGUCGUGUUCAGGUCAAUUAUACAACAAGAAGACGCUCCACUCUGAGAAUCUCUGAUGUGACAGAGACGGAUUCAGGACAGUACGGCUUCACAUUCAGAGCAGGAGGCUUUGAGUGGGGCCGUAGUUUAUCUGGACCCAGUCUGACUGUCACAGACCCAGAUCUGCAGGUUCUAGUUUGGACAUAUUCUACGUGGCCAAAGCUCCAGUGUUUCAGCAGCUGUCGUCUCCCUGAUCAUUCGUCCUUCAUCUGGUACAAGAACGGAGACAAGAUGAAUGAAAACCAGAAAGAAAUAUCUGCAUAUUCCACUUCAGCAGACAGUUAUUCCUGUGCUCUCAGUGGACGUGAGGAUUUCCCUUCUGCUUCAGUCUGUGUUUACGGUGAAACCUGCAACAAAGUCAUUUACACCGACAGAAGCAUCUGCGCCGUCAAAGGAUCAUCAGUGGAGAUUUCCUGUACUUAUAACAGUCAUAGUGGAUCCAUCACAUCUGAGUUCUGGUUCCGUUCUGACCGUAGUGGUCAGAGUCCUUCACAGCCUCAGGACCUACGUACAGACGUCCAGUUUACAGGUCGUGUUCAGGUCCUUGAAGCAGCGACAGGAGGCUCCACUCUGAGAAUCUCUGAUGUGACAGAGACGGAUUCAGGACAGUACGGCUUCACAUUCAGAGCAGGAGGCUUUGAGUGGGGCCGUAGUUUAUCUGGACCCAGUCUGACUGUCACAGUUCUCCAGGUGCAGGUGAUCACAUCAACGCUCCAGGACUCUUACACUGACGCACAGCUCAGGUGUCUCAGCAGCUGCAGCUCAGCCGCUCGUCUUUCCUACGUCUGGUUCAAGAACGGACACCAGGUCCUGAUGGAGGACGGGUCUUACAGAGGCCGCGUUCAUCCUGGAGACGCCAUCGUUUGUGCCUUAAAGGGACGAGAAAACUUCAAAUCUGCCUCAGUGUAUGCUCCAGAUGUUCCCUCAGUGUCAGUGGUUCCCUCUGGUGACAUUCUGGAGAACAGCCCAGUGACUCUGAACUGUAGCAGUGACGCUAACCCAGCAGCUAAUUACACCUGGUACAGAGACUCACAUCCUGAAUCCACCCAUGAAGGUCCACAGCUCGUCUUCAGCUCCAUCCAGUUGAAUCACUCUGGACUGUACGUUUGUGCUGCUGUGAAUGAGCUGGGGAAGAGAAACAAGUUUGUGUCUCUUGAUGUGAAAUAUGCUCCAGAUGUUCCCUCAGUGUCAGUGGUUCCCUCUGGUGACAUUCUGGAGAACAGUCCAGUGACUCUGACCUGUAGCAGUGAUGCUAACCCAGCAGCUAAUUACACCUGGUACAGAGACUCACAUCCUGAAUUCACCCAUGAAGGUCCACAGCUCGUCUUCAGCUCCAUCCAGUUGAAUCACUCUGGACACUUUUACUGUGAAGCUGAGAACCAGCUGGGGAGGAGACGCUCUGAGUUUGUCUCUAUCAAUGUGGAACGUAAAUCAGUGAUGAUAAUGAAAAUAACCAGGCUGACUCUUGUGGUCCUGAUGCUGAUUCCUGUGUUUGUCCUGAGUCUGUGGACGAGGAAGAAAACAGCUCUGAUUCCAAGGUCUGAAUGGAACAAACCUGCAGAGACAUUAGAGUCAGAACCUUUGCCUGAUUAUGAAAACAUGACUGCAGCACAGACAGACGACACAGAGGAGCAGGACGACCUGGUGUGACCUCCAGUCCCAUAAGAAACAGACCACGUGAAAAUUAUACAGCAACAAAGUUUCAUCAUGUGAUUCGGUCCAGAUGCUGUGAAACUAAAAGCACAAAUGAGUUUUAAAUGAACUAAUUAAUUUGUUUUCUGUGGAAGCAGAUAAACUUCAAAUACAGAAGCAUGAGUUUAAACCCUCACACAAACAAUGACAUUAAACCAUUUAAAAAUCUCAAGGUCAGACAUUUACAGCUGUUUUAUUCUGCUCAUAUUAAAUGCACACAGUUUAUAGUUUUUUGCUGGAUUUGUUUUUCACUGUUAUUUACUUUAAUUGACUGCAUUCAUAUCCUGGUUAUAUUAUCUCUAGAUAUUGUAAUUAACAUUAAGGAAACAUGGAAACACUCGCUGUAGUUUGUUACUGGAAGCAUUGGACAAAGACACAACUGGACCUGGUGCAACAGCUGUUACAGUUAAACAAUACGUCAGAUUAUUAAUCCUAAUCACGUCCUGCUGUGAUGCAGAUCACAUGUGCAUCUAAUGCAACAUCUGCUAAUUAUCUGUAGUUUGAGUUUGUCCUUUGAUCAAUGUCAAUUAUUUGCAACUAGCAGGUGUAAUUGUUUUGAAUGAUGGUCAUGUGGCCUCAUGUUUGAUGCUGAUCUUGAAAUAAACAUAAAAUUA
This is a messenger RNA of Betta splendens (Siamese fighting fish), 4192 nucleotides long. Its product is annotated as hemicentin-1-like. The record is from RefSeq and is a predicted model, not a curated record. The transcript has 12 exons. Lineage: Eukaryota; Metazoa; Chordata; Actinopteri; Anabantiformes; Osphronemidae. The coding region runs from base 1179 to 3536 and encodes 785 amino acids.